AUGAAUGCACAGGAAGUUUUCGCGAAUGUCAACUCUCAAGAGAGCAUAAAUUUCAAUAGAAAACGACUGUUAUAUAUCCAGGAUAUAACGUCUUUGGUUUUUGGUUGUGGAGCAGGAAUCCUUCAACUGGAAAAUUUGGAAGGGUUUGGUGCAUUUUUCGGGUCCUAUUUGGCGAUUUCUUUAGUUUUUGUCGUGUGGUAUUGCGGAUUGAAGCCCGGGAAAUACUAUCAAAGCCCAAUUCAAGAAAUCUUGGUCGAUUCGUUGUUCAGAGAAUUGGCCGGCUAUGUAAUGGCAUGGACGUUUGUGUAUGCGUUAUUGGGAUAA
Messenger RNA from Lachancea mirantina, 324 nucleotides. NCBI's taxonomy places the organism in Eukaryota, Fungi, Ascomycota, Saccharomycetes, Saccharomycetales, Saccharomycetaceae. The record is from the annotation of a GenBank genome assembly.